AUGAGCCCACGCACCCCAAACUCGGCGCUUACCCCAAACUCAGUGCUUUCGACACUCAGAAUUCCUCACCAACUCUCGCUGUCCGGGGGGAACAACCACGAGGCACUCUUUACGCGAGCGCGCAACAUCCAGCAGUACCACUUUCGUUACAAUAAUACCGUCCUCUCCUUUGACCCGGCGUCUCAAAGUCUUAUAUUCUUUGUCUACCCAGGAUAUCAGGACGCAAACAGUGUCUGGCGGCCUGUUCACGCGAAUCAGUUGGCUGCGUUGCGUGCUUUUGCCGGCGAGUAUCAUGAGACCGUCCUUUUUACCAUGAGCCCUGCCGCGAACGCCGACCUCGGAAACCCUGGUAAACUCGCUCUACGCUGCAGCACUGCGCAGCCUGGCCUAGGCAUCUUUGGAUGCAAAUUCUUUGUUCCUAUUGAGGAGCUUACCAACAAUGGUGCUCUCGGAAAUACCCUUGCUGCGUUCAACCCCGCGACCGUGGCAACGCAUACGUCCUCCCCUCGGUUCACCCCCUCUCCCGUCCUGUCAUCAUCCAGCUCAAGCUUGCUGCACGCGCUAGAUGAGGUUCUAUGGUCUUCGGGUACCUCUAAGCGUAAGCAUGAGUUUGAAUCCAAUGAUGGAUCGCCCAAAAAAAGUCGCUCGCAGGCGCAGCCUUCGACACAGAGUGACAUCGAGGAUUUCUCCCCCCCUCACUGGGGAGUUCUGUCCUCAAAAAAAGCUGUUGCUCAGGACGUCAUGUUCAAAGAGUCCUUUCUCUGCAAAAUAUCCUUACGUGGCACGUCGACCAUGGAAGAGUUCUUCCAGGGCGCCGCGGCACUCCCAACUGAAACUCUUCAAACUCUUCAAGGUCGCUAUACGUCGGGAGAAGGUAUCACCCUCUCGGAGUACAAGCAAAUCACUGCUCUCUGCCUCGAGUGUGGCAAAGUCUUCAGUAAACUUGUCCACACGCUGAAACCGAUUCCGCAUCGCAAGACUGCGAAGGGGGGAUCUGUCAAAAAGGAGAAGGGCAAAGGCAAGGAGAGAGCGACUUACGUUCCUGAUAUCUUUACGAGCACUCCCUUAGCUAUAGAAACCAUCGAAAUAUUGGACUCCGAAGAUACUGCGAUGUUCCAUGAAACCAAUAACCCGUUGUUUUCUGCCAUCACCAGAUACUUAAGAUUGUUCCACCUCACCUGGACUCGACCUCUCCUGGACAUGCUGCCAGUUAUUGGACCGUACCAUUAUGCGGUUCAGUAUGAUUACAGCCCCGAGCAGCAAGUUUGGUUGGCUGAUCAAGGCCCUACCUUCGAGAAAGCCAUCCAGAGCAACCGCAUUCUGCUGUAUUUGGAGCGUGUUUACUCUAGGUGGUUCAACAGAUGGCCUACCGAAUCUGAGGCCAUUAACCCAACUCGCGCCAACCUGGAUAAGAAACAACGGAAAAUUGAGCUAUUUUCUUUGUAUAUUAUGGGUCUUAAACAUCGAUGGCUUGAUGCGGGCACACCUCCUGACGGAUGGACAAACGCGAUGGUGUACACAAAGCUAGAACACCUCGAAGACAUGAUCCAAGACUAUUGGGGGAUUCAAUGCGUCUUUGUGCAGAUUGUAGGACCUGCCAAUGGCAACUGA
This is a messenger RNA of Desarmillaria tabescens, 1611 nucleotides long. RefSeq lists its product as uncharacterized. NCBI's taxonomy places the organism in Eukaryota, Fungi, Basidiomycota, Agaricomycetes, Agaricales, Physalacriaceae. Bases 1 to 1611 code for a protein of 536 amino acids. The transcript has 13 exons. The record is from RefSeq and is a predicted model, not a curated record.